ACAGAAAAUCUGAAGAUUUCAAUUUCGAACGCCCACCUCCCUCUCCCUCUCCCUCUCCCUCUAUCUCUUAUUAAUAAGCGGUCCUCUUGCUUUGCUUUCUUCGAUUUCCCAUUAUCCACAAAACCUUUUCUCUGAAUUCCUUUCACCUGAAAGCAUGAGAUUCAUCUACUUCUUCGCGAUUACAGUGUGUCUCACGGUCUCAUCCGCUCCAAUCUCUGCUCACUUCCUCCCCAACAUAACAUCGAUACCGCCGUGGUUAAAUGCCACACGUGGCGCGUGGGACUCGUUCCGGAAUUUCACCGGGUGCCACCCCGGCGAGAAAGUCGACGGUUUGUCCAAGCUCAAGAACUACCUGCAACACUUCGGUUACAUCACCAACUCCUCGUCUGACUUCACCGACGACUUUGACGACGCUCUCAGGUCCGCGCUCGAGACCUACCAGAAGAACUUCAACCUCAAUGCCACGGGCGAGCUAGACGAACGGACCCUCCAGCAGAUCGUGCGGCCCAGAUGCGGCGUCCCCGACAUCGUCAACGGCUCGACGACCAUGAAUUCCGGCAACAAAACGACGUCGCCGUCGAACGCCACGCAUUUCCACACCGUCUCUCACUACACCUUCUUCCCCGACACGCCGCGGUGGCCGGAGAGCCGGCGGGACCUGACCUACGCGUUCCUGCCGGACAAUCAGCUCUCGGACGACGUCAAGAGCUUGUUCUCACGCGCUUUCGAACGGUGGUCCUCCGUGACGCCGCUGACCUUCACGCAGACGGAAUCGUUCUACGGCGCGGAUAUCAAGAUCGGAUUCUUCGUCGGGGACCACGGCGACGGAGAGCCGUUCGACGGCGUGCUGGGGACGCUGGCCCACGCGUUCUCGCCGACUAGCGGGCGGCUCCACCUGGAUGGCUCCGAGACCUGGGUGGUCUCCGGUGACGUGACCACCUCCUCAGUGACUUCGGCAGUGGACCUGGAGUCCGUGGCCGUGCACGAGAUUGGGCAUCUACUAGGGCUUGGACAUUCAUCGGUGGAGGACGCGAUCAUGUACCCUACGAUCCCGUCGCGGACCAGGAGGGUCGAGCUGGCCAACGACGAUGUCGCGGGGAUUCAGUGGCUAUAUGGUGCAAACCCCAGUUACAAUGGUUCUUCUACUCCGUCUCCGUCCACUGGCGCUGAGGAGAGGGACAAUAGCAAUGCUGUGCACAUGACUUCGGGCCCCAUGUGGGCCAUGAGGGCCUUUUUGGCCGUUGGAUUUGGGUUGUUGCUUUUGUAGUUUUUACGCCAUUUCCGAUUCGUUUUUAUUUUUUAAAUUCCUUUGAUUUUGUAUUUAAUUAGUGAUAGAGGGGAUAUGAGACAUUGCUAUAUUGAUUUGUAAAUGAUUGUUUUUAUACACAGUUUAUGAUUGAUGAUAUUAUACGACGUAGUACCCUUUUAUUUCA
Molecule: messenger RNA, 1433 nt
Organism: Alnus glutinosa
Lineage: Eukaryota; Viridiplantae; Streptophyta; Magnoliopsida; Fagales; Betulaceae
Product: metalloendoproteinase 2-MMP
Exons: 1
Coding region: 155-1267 (370 amino acids)
Biological process (GO): proteolysis; extracellular matrix organization; collagen catabolic process
Cellular component (GO): extracellular matrix
Molecular function (GO): zinc ion binding; metalloendopeptidase activity
Source: RefSeq, a predicted model, not a curated record